This is a messenger RNA of Guillardia theta CCMP2712, 1804 nucleotides long. RefSeq lists its product as hypothetical. Lineage: Eukaryota; Cryptophyceae; Pyrenomonadales; Geminigeraceae. The coding region runs from base 35 to 1462 and encodes 475 amino acids. Gene Ontology annotation, molecular function: protein binding. The record is from RefSeq and is a predicted model, not a curated record. The transcript is spliced from 12 exons.
CAGGCUGUGAUGCUUCGUUGAUCCGGUGUAAAUCAUGUCAUCCAAUCAAGCUGUAGCUUCAAACCAUCCACCUUCUCCUCAGGAUGGAGCAAGCCAGCAAAGCCGUCCAACGAGCACAGGGAAGCAGCGCUCCAGGCCAGGACAUUCGAGUAGCAAAGGGAGAGACAGCACUGAUGGCACGGGGAGAUUGAAGGCAGAUCAGGGAUCGAACGAUGAUGAGAGUGAGGAAAGACACAGAUCGCACGGGAACAACGAUUCUUCAUCACAGGCAGGGACCGUGAAGCCGUCUCGACGGCUGCGGGAAGGGGAUCCCGAGUACUUGCACGAGAGUGAGGCGCUGCCUGGCAAGGAUGAUGCGGGGGGGAAGCCCCGAGCGUCCAAGGAGAGCUCGAAGAGAAGUGCUAGAUCUCCCGUUGAGAACUCCGUAGAAGACGACGUGCAGGGCAAGAAAUUGGAUUCGCUGCCAGCUUGUGACCCGUCGGUCUGCGCAUGGCUGACUGAGAUGGGCCUUCAGCAGUACAUCGGUCUGUUCGCAUCGCACCAUGUCUCGUCGGACCUACUCAGUGAGCUGAACAUGGAGGCGCUGGAGACCAUCGGGGUCAACUCGUGGGGUCACAGAUGCCUGAUGUUGAGAUCCCUGUCGAGCAGGAGGAAGGCCGCUGAGGAGAUGCCCAGCAUUGAGGAAGAUUCAGCGGCGAGACCAGGAGCGGGCAAGCAGAAACCCAAUGCCAAGGAAAGAUCAGGCGGCUUCGGCCUUGCGCUGACCGUCGCUGGAGCGCAAGCGGAUGGAGGAAACGCACAUGACAAUUUGAAGGAUGUCUACGAGCAGAUGGAAAACAUGAAGAUGCACUUCGAGGCGCAGAUGGAGCAGCUGAACCGCGAGCUCAUGGCGGCCAAGAACGAGCUGACGAGCAUGAAAGGCGUUCUCAACACGUCCAAUGCGCAGCCGGCGGGAAACGGCAAUGUACAGCAGAAGGGGGGCCGAAACCCCAAUGGGGAAGGAGAGACGAGCAGCCAUCGACGAGGAAACAACCCAGGGAAGACCAACAAGGGUCCUCGGAAAGAGCACGUCGACAACAUGAUGAGUGGUGAUGGAUACAACUACGCGCAGUCGCAGAUGUCGGGAGCCAUGUCCAACAACGCGAACUUCAUGCGGCAACUGGCACAGCAGAACAUGGCGUACGGGCAGCCGAUCUACACAGGAAUGAUGCCUAGCUCAGCUCAACAAUUCUUCUACGGCAACAUGGGCAUGCAGGUCGCGGGCUACGAGGGCUACGAUCCUCAGUACUACAUGCAAGCGAUGAUGCAGGCGCCGCAGCAGAACGUGCCGACCAUGGCGGUGGCGAUGGGAACGGAUGGGGGAUUCGACUCUGGACAUGUCGGGGCUGCGGCUGGAGGAGGCGGGCAAGCGACUGGUCACGGAGGGACGGAGGAAGCGAAGGAAGGAGAGAAGGCAGAGUAGGACUGAGAUGUACUUUAUGGAUGGGGACGGAGUUGCAGACAUGGAGAGGGAGUAGGAUGACAGGGGAAUGGGAGAUAACGAGGAGGAAGCAAACGGCCCUGCUGUUUUUCUUCACUUCUUCAUCAACUUCUCAAGCUCUUCUCUCGUGAUGAUGGUGACAGCACCAGGUACAUCCUUCGGCUUCCCCGUGCAGAGUCCUCGUACCUCCUUGGGAUGACCUUUGAGCAUGAACUUGCCAAGAUCCUCGAAGUCUGCUCCUCCUCCCUUCCCCUUUCCCUUCCUCUUUCCCUUCCCCACCUCCUUCCAAAGGGCACCAACGGGAAUGAAAUCCUUCACUGGCUC